AAAAGAAACAAAAUGGUGAUACCUGCGGUCGGAAUUGAUCUUGGAACAACCUUCUCUUGUGUUGGAGUGUUUUUGCAUGGCAAGGUUGAAAUCAUCGCCAACGAUCAAGGUAACAGAACUACGCCAUCAUACGUUGCUUUCAAUGAUACCGAAAGACUUAUUGGAGAUGGAGCGAAAAACCAGAUUGCUAUGAACCCAAAAAAUACAAUAUUCGAUGCAAAACGUCUGAUUGGCAGAAAAUUUGAUGAUCCUAAAAUCCAACAAGAUAUUAAACACUGGCCAUUUCAAGUUAUUUCUGACCAAGGUAAACCAAAAAUUAAUGUUGAAUACAAAGGCGAAAAACGACAAUUUACUCCAGAAGAAAUUUCUUCAAUGGUUUUAACAAAGAUGAAAGAAAUUGCCGAAACUUUUCUUGGUGGUAUCGUUAAAGACGCUGUAAUAACCGUUCCGGCAUAUUUUAAUGAUGCUCAGCGUCAAGCGACUAAAGAUGCGGGUGCAAUAGCAGGCUUAAAUGUUUUGAGAAUAAUCAACGAACCGACUGCAGCCGCACUUGCUUAUGGACUAGACAGAGACUUAACGGGAGAGAAGGAUGUUCUUAUAUUUGAUCUAGGUGGCGGAACGUUUGAUGUGUCAAUUCUACAAAUAUCAGAGGGAUCAUUGUUUGAAGUUAGAUCUACUGCUGGCGAUACACAUUUAGGGGGUGAGGACUUUGAUAGUCGAAUGGUAGAUCAUUUCAGCCAAGAGUUUGAAAAAAAAUUCAAAAGAGAUAUCAAAAGUAAUCCUAAGGCUCUGAGAAGAUUACGAACAGCGUGUGAAAGAGCCAAACGGACAUUAUCAUCUAGUACAGAAGCUAGUAUAGAAAUUGAUGCUUUACACGAAGGUAUAGAUUUUUAUUCAAAAAUAACGAGAGCGCGUUUCGAAGAGUUAUGUUCAGAUUUAUUUCGACAAACACUUACGCCUGUUGAUAGAGCCCUUAAAGAUGCUGGAUUGAAUAUUAGAGAAAUCAACGAUGUUGUGAUGGUAGGUGGGUCAACACGGAUUCCAAAAAUUCAAAGAUUAUUGCAGGAUUUCUUCAAUGGAAAAGUAUUAAACCUCUCCAUCAAUCCCGACGAAGCAGUAGCAUACGGAGCUGCAGUGCAAGCCGCUAUUCUCUCUGGUUCGACAGACACUCGAAUUCAGGACGUUUUACUUGUUGACAUUACUCCUUUAUCUCUCGGAAUAGAAACAGCUGGUGGUGUAAUGGCACGAUUAGUAGAGCGAAACACUAGGAUACCAAUUGCACAGAGAAGGAUCUUUACAACAUAUUCGGAUAAUCAACCUGCCGUGACAAUUCAAGUUUUCGAAGGAGAAAGGGCGAUGACCAAGGACAAUAAUUUGCUUGGAACAUUUAAUUUGACAGGUAUUCCUCCAGCGCCAAGGGGCAUACCGCAAAUUGAAGUUACCUUUGACAUAGAUGCGAAUGGCAUUCUCAGUGUGAGUGCCCAAGACAGAAGCACUGGAAGAUCAGAACAAAUAACAAUUUCAAACGAUAAAGGACGCCUCAAUAAAAAGGAAAUAGAAAAAAUGCUUCAAGAUGCUGAAAAGUUCAAAGCAGAAGAUGAAACUGCAAGAAAGAAAGUCGAAUGUAGAAAUCGAUUAGAAGCAUAUGCAUUUGGAUGUAAAACAGCUGCUGAAAACGCCGGCAACAGAUUAACAGACAGCGAACGUGACGCAGUCAUCACAGAAUGCAACAACCAGAUACGGUGGCUCGAAGCAAACCCUGAUGCAGGAUUAUCAGAUCUGGAACACCACUUGCAAGCGGCUCAAAGCGCUUGUCAAUCAGCAAUGAUGAAACUCCACGGAGCUAGUGGUCCGAGCCAUACAAGACCAGUGAGUUCUGGUGGACCAAGGGUUGAAGAGAUUGAUUAACCAUUUCUUAUAUAAACAAUCUGUGUUCUAUAAAAGCAAAAUGAUAAUUAAAAAG
Molecule: messenger RNA, 1963 nt
Organism: Vanessa tameamea
Lineage: Eukaryota; Metazoa; Arthropoda; Insecta; Lepidoptera; Nymphalidae
Product: heat shock protein 68-like
Exons: 6
Coding region: 13-1908 (631 amino acids)
Cellular component (GO): cytoplasm; plasma membrane; cytosol
Molecular function (GO): ATP binding; ATP-dependent protein folding chaperone
Source: RefSeq, a predicted model, not a curated record